Molecule: messenger RNA, 1724 nt
Organism: Oreochromis niloticus (Nile tilapia)
Lineage: Eukaryota; Metazoa; Chordata; Actinopteri; Cichliformes; Cichlidae
Exons: 8
Coding region: 266-1558 (430 amino acids)
Source: RefSeq, a predicted model, not a curated record
GACCACGUCUGGAAAUGAAGGAAGAAGAGGAGGGGGAGGAGCCAGAGGAGGAAACAGAUCUCCCUGAAGCGUCCGACCAGUACGACCCCAUCUGCGAGCCAUAUGAGCCGGACGAGUCCUCAAGCGAGCCGCCCGACAGUCGCGAGGCGGAGGCCACGCCCUCCCACUACAACGACCCCAAAUACAUCGUGUUCGAGAGCUGCCUCAGAGACCUCUUCCUCACCUGCCCCGUGUGCGGGCUGAGCUGCGAGGUGCGGCGGGGCGGAUGGGCACCUUUGUGCACUUCAGCCAGCUGUGCCCCAGCUGUGACUACAGCAGGAAGUGGGAGAGCCAGCCGGUGGCGGGAAGCACGCCGCUAGGAAACCUGCAGAUGUCUGCGGCCAUUUAUUUCACCGGAGGCUCGUUCAGUCAGGUGGAGAAGGUGUGCAGAGCCAUGAACCUCCAGGUGUUCCAGUCCGACACCUUCAGGAGGCACGCCCGCAUGUUCCUCGAGCCCGCCAUCAACCACAAGUGGAAGCGGGACCAGCAGGUGCUGAUGGAGCGCCUGAGGGUGAGGGCAGCGUGGCGGUGGAGGGCGGAUGAGGGCGGACCUGCUGGGACAGUGCGGGAAGCUGGGCAGCUACACCCUGAUGCACCUGAACAGCAGCAGCGUCAUCGACAUCCAGCUCAUUCAGGUAACGCUCGCUCUGUGCCAACAGAAAGUAAGAGCCGAUCACGUGACUGUUUGUGGUUAUCCUCUCAGAGCGCCGGGGUCAGCGGCAGCUCGCACGUGGAGACAGAGGCUCUGCGGCGAGGCCUUGACCUCCUCCAGGUCAACCGCCUGAGCGUGGACCACAUCGUGACCGACCGCCGCACGCGCGUGCAGAAAUACCUGAGGGAGCGAAACGUCUGCCAUUACUAUAACAUCCAGCACUUGGAGAAGGGUUUGUCCAGGAAGCUGAAGAAGCUGGCGAAGAGUAAAGAGUGCCUGCUGGUGCGGCGGUGGCUGCCCAGCAUCAGGAACCACGUCUACUGGAGCGCCACGACCUCCACGUCCGCGCCCGAGAAGGUGGCGAAGUGGAAAUCCCUCGUGAACCACAUCCAGAACGUCCACACUCACGACGACCCGCUGUUCCCGACGUGCGCGCAUCCUAACCGCGUGUCCGUGGAUCCCAGCAAGUGGUUCCAGCCAGACUCGGUGGCUCUGCACAAACUGAAGAAGCUCCUGCUCAACAAGCGAAUUCUCGCCGACGUCGGGAAACUGAGUCACGACCACCAGGCGUCCUCGCUGGAGCGCUUCCACCGGCUCGUGUGCCACUUCGCACCAAAGAAUGUCGCUUUCCCGUUUGUCGGCGUGCUCUGCAGGCUGUACCUGGCCGCCAUGCAUUUCAACGAGGACGCAGAGAGACACAAAGAGAGGAGUUCAGAGGUCACCGCCGAGCCUCAGCAGAGCGAGCCCAAACCCAAAUAUGUGAGCGAGCUGAUGAAGCUCCUGUUUGAAGAAGUUUUUAAGGAGCCUUCGACCUACGUGGAUGAACUCAAACGGAUCCCCGUCCCCGCCGACCUGAGCCCCGUCUGAGGACGCGGAGCAGGAAAGAGGAAACUGCUCUAACGUAUCCACGCCGACUGUUACUGAGGGAACCGCCUUCACCACGGCAUGAGUCCACUGAAGAACAUUUGGAAACAUGUUUGUUUUUUCUCUGAUCCCUCUGUUAUUUAUCUGUAAAUAAAGCACUUCUUAUUUA